GCUACCUACAUGAUUCCUAAGGCCAUGGCUUCCUUGCUAUUUUUCCUGCCUUUGAUAAGUCUUGUUGAGCUCAUUCCAUGUGUGACUGCACAAUCUGGAGAAGCAUGUCUACCCAUUCCAGACAACUGCACUGCUGGGUUCAAGUGUAGGAAAAUCGUUGUUAAUGGUAUGAAAACCUUUGCUUGCAUUGCAGAUGGCUGCUUCCCAGGUGAUGCUUUGGUACAUCUGUAUGAUGGAGGAUCAAGAGCCAUGAAGGACCUCAAAAUUGGGGACAAGGUUGCAGGGGGACCAGGAAGUGGCUACUCGGAAAUAUAUGCGUUUGGACACAAGGAACUUGACGCUGCUCAUAAGUUUUUGCAAGUCAAAACUGAUGAAAGUGUCCUUGAGCUCACUGCUGGUCAUUUCAUCCCAGUUCAAGUCGAAGAGAAACUGGUCUACAAGAGAGCUGCGGAUCUUAAGGUCGAUGAUCGUCUAUUCACAAGAUUUGGAGUCUCGCAAGUUACAGAGCUUUCCGAGGUCGAAAAGCUGGGAUUAUAUAAUCCCUUGACACUCUCCGGUCACAUUCUUGUCAAUGACAUAGUGGCCUCCGUUCACAGCGAAUGGUUUCUAGAUUCGUUGUUCGACGCUCUCGGUGUAAGCCAGUAUCUUCCAAGUUCUUACCAAUUACUCCUCUCCCCAAUUCGUGCUCUCUACAAGCUCGCUGGACGCGAGCUCUACUCGACUGGAUAUGCCAUGCUCAAUUCUUUCGUGAAUGUGGACGAGAUUAGUAGGAAAUUUGGUGGUACCAUUGUUGUUACCAUGGGACUUCUAGGAACUCUGGCCGUCACUUCAAAGUUAAUCAAAGAGAUGUAACAGAUGGAACUUUAAUCCAAGGUUUGUAUUAACUGUACAAA
This is a messenger RNA of Selaginella moellendorffii, 893 nucleotides long. Its product is annotated as indian hedgehog B protein. The record is from RefSeq and is a predicted model, not a curated record. The coding region runs from base 10 to 852 and encodes 280 amino acids. Lineage: Eukaryota; Viridiplantae; Streptophyta; Lycopodiopsida; Selaginellales; Selaginellaceae. Gene Ontology annotation, biological process: protein autoprocessing. The transcript is spliced from 4 exons.